GUAGUCUUCGGUAUUACGGCGGGCAGGGGCGAGAUUUGUGGCCAUCGCGAUAUGCGAGGGGGUGGUUGCCACGAUACAGCGGUGCUGCCUGCGGGCUAAUGGCGGCUGAGGGGCGCGAGCGAAGUUAAAAAGGAAACGAAUAUGGCCAGCAGUAAUAGACCUCCCACAGCUCGUUCUGCUUCAAGAGCAGGAGUAGGGCUGACCUCUUCAUCGAGGCCUGCGUCUUCAUCAAGGACUCCGUCAGCAGGCAGAAUAGGAACAGCGAUGCCUCCUAAUACAGCAAGACCUGGUUCUCGUGGUGGUUCUUUGACUCCUGGAGGAGUUUUAUCAUCUCAGAUAAAAGUUGCAGACCGUCCAGUGACUCAACAGGGAUUAAGUGGAAUAAAAACUGCAAUGAAAGGUCCUCAGAGACAGAUAAUGGAUAAAACAUACUACCUUGGGGUGCUGAGAAGUAAAACAAAUGAACUUACAACAGAAAUUAACAAGCUUCAGGAAGAAGUAGAAAUGUACAAGCAAGAGAAAUCUGUCUAUUUGUCCUAUGAAAAACGGGCGGAGGCUUUAGCUGGUGAAAUCAAAGAUCUUCAAGGUCAACUAGCAGACUUCAACAUGGUUGUGGAUAUACUUAACACCAGUACAGAUAUGGCAGAAGUGAUCCGUGAUUACAAUAUGUUAAAGGUUCAGAAUGACCGAGACGCUCAGAGUAUAGAUAAAAUUUUCACAGAAAGACAAACCACAGAGAAGUUAAAUCAAGCUAUAGAAGAAGAUAUCGAGCGUGAAAAGGUUUUGGCAGAUGACAUAUUGAAAGAUAUGUCACAGGAAAAUCAAGCUAAAUAUAUGGAGAUGAAAGCUGCUAAUGAAAAGCUCUCCCAGGAAUUGGUUGUUCAACAGCAGGAAUUGGAUGCACUGAAUGUAAAGGAAGAUAGUCUAAGAGCUGAAAUAGCACACUCUGGGAUGAAGCAGAGAGCUGUGCAGUUGUAUGAGGAGGUCCAUGAGCUCAAGGAACGUCGAGAUCGAAUGAUUGCUGAGGAUAAGAACAUGGAGUCUCCACAGGAGGAGAGAGAGAGAUUACUAAAGCAGGUUAAAGACGAUAGUCAAAAAAUUGCAAGCAUGGAAAGACAAUUGGCAGAAGUAAAAGAAAAAACAGAUUAUUUUAAAAAGGUCAUUCAACGACUUGAUAUGGAUCUGGAGAACAAUCGAGGAGAAGAAAAUUGGAAAUACAAAGAGUUGAAGAAGAAGGAAGAAAGCAUGGACAGUUUUCUAGAGACUUUUGAAGAUGCGAAGAAUAAGGAAUUGGAACGAAAGGCUGAAAUAGAAGCCAACAUUGUUGCACUCCUGGAACACUCAAGCAGGAAUCUGAAUCAUAUGAAACAAAUUUCAUCUGUUACCAAUCAAGAGCUGAAGAUUAUGCAGGAAGACCUCACUUUCAAAUCAAGCGAAAUGCAGAAAUCACAGAGCACUGCUAAGAAUCUGAUUACAGAGAGUCAAAAACUGCAAAUGGACCUACAGAAAAUGGAACUGUUGGAGGGCAAGAUGGUUGGUGAACUGGCUUCUCUUAAAGACAAAAUUGAACAGACAAGAGCCGAGUUGGAUGUCUACAAUAAUUUGCCAGCUCUAAAAGCAUCAGGAGAAGAAAAGAAAAAGAAACUCCAGGAUGACAAAGAAAAAUUAACAAAACGCAGCUAUGCUUUUAAUAAAAUAAUGGAGCAUUUGAAUACAGAGUAUGAGACACUAAAGAAGGAGCUGCAAGAAAAUGAGACCAAUUCUCAGCUUACAAAUUUGGAGAGGAAGUGGCAGCACCAUGAGCAAAAUAACUUUAUGAUGAAGGAGUUCAUAGCAACAAAAAGUCAGGAGAGUGACUACCAGCCAAUAAUGAAAAAUGCAAGAAAGCUGGUCAAAGAAUACAACAAAGCUCUCAUAGAAGCUUUACAGAACACCAAGAACUGAACCCAGGCAUUUCCUUCCUGCCCGAAUGGACCAGCAAUGAGAGAUGUGCAAAGGCUGCAUGGAACGCUGGACUGUUGAGAUCAUUCACUCACCAAUAGGGUGACAGACAUUCUUAAAAUUAUUUUCUAGGCUUUUAGAAGUUACAGAUUUUAAUACUAUCCCUCAUUUUGCGCUGUUUAAAAUUUUUAGAAAUAAACAUCCAAAUUUUAAAAACAGAAAGAACUACUGUCCAAUGAGUUACUGAGGCCCAUUGCUGAAUUGCAUCUCAAGUGUGACACACUGAAUUUCUAAUUGCCUUGUAGUCCUACCCCUGCCAAAUGGAGCAGAACUGCUUGACAGGCUGUCAUAUGCAUUAUCUCAAAUGAAGUAUGUAAUAAGAUAUGGUAAUAUCAGCAUACCAUACCUAUAUAGAUAGCAAUUUAUACCAAGUAAGGAAAGCAUCUAAGCAUGAGAAGCAUCUUUUAAAGUCAAAAUUGCUUCAUAGUGUAAAAUCUUACAAUAAAGGCAAAUGCCAGCAAAUUUUCAUUUCCUA
Oenanthe melanoleuca is the source of this 2476-nucleotide messenger RNA. It is a transcript of the gene IFT74, whose product is annotated as intraflagellar transport 74. Gene Ontology annotation, cellular component: centrosome; cilium; intraciliary transport particle B. The transcript is spliced from 20 exons. The record is from RefSeq and is a predicted model, not a curated record. The coding region runs from base 142 to 1944 and encodes 600 amino acids. Gene Ontology annotation, molecular function: beta-tubulin binding. Lineage: Eukaryota; Metazoa; Chordata; Aves; Passeriformes; Muscicapidae. Gene Ontology annotation, biological process: cilium assembly; intraciliary transport involved in cilium assembly.